UUUAUUAGCAUUCCGAAACAAUCGCAGUUUGUCGCUUUUACGGCAUUUUCUCGUUGGCAGUUGUUUUGUUGUAGUUUGGAACAAAAUGGAAAAUUUUCUCAUCGUCAAGUUCAGCUCAAUAAAUUUUUCAACUCAGUAAUCAAAAAUCUUUGUGAAAAUUACGUCGAGUUCCGGAGGCCCGCCCUGAUCGCCCGCCCUCCUGGAGUCUACCAGGCGAGACGCGAGGAUGGAAGAAGAGGUCAAGCAACCCACCGCCGUCCGGAGCCGAAGCCACAGCAGCUGCCGACCCCGCCGGCGCAGAUGCGUCCGGAGGCGCAGUUGCGUCCGCAGGCGGAGCCGCAGCUGCCGCCGGAAGAGGAGCCGCAGCUGCCGCCGGAAGAGGAGCCGCAGCUGCCGCCGGAAGAGGAGCCGCAGCUGCCGGAAGAGGAGCCGCAGUCGCCGUCGUAGCUGCCGGCGCCGCCGUCGUAGCUGCAGCCGGAAGAGGAGCCGUAGUCGCCGUCGUAGCUGCCGCCGGAAGAGGAGCCGUAGUCGCCGGCGUAGCUGCCGGCGCCGCCGUCGUAGUUGCAGCCGGAGCAGGAGCCGGAGUCGAAGCAACAGCCGCAGGAGGCGCAGGUCCGGGAUGAACAGUGUGAACCCUUUUAUAAACUUCGUGAAGGCGCUGCGGUGCCGGCUGCCGCGCAUGAGCGGGCCCUGCCUCGUCAAGGAGGCGGCCAGGCGCUGGCGCAGCAUGUCUGACGGCCACAAGGAGCCGUACGUGCGCGCCGCGUGCGCGGCCAAGCGGCGCUGCGCCGGCCUGCGCGCCAGGAGGCUGAAGAGGCGCUGCCGAAGUAAAUCUCGGCGGCGCGGCUAGAUGGCGCGCGAGUGCUCGCGUGGGUUGGCACGCCUGCAGCGCCGACUGCGCGGGCCGUUCGCGCGCGCGAGUUGGCACGCCUGCCGCGCCUUCUGCGCGUCACCCCCCUCCUUCUUCCUUCCUUUUCACGAAUGUUUUAGUGUUCUUGCACAGCCGACAUUUUCCAAAAUUGUAACGAGUGGGAACAGUUUCUUAUACAAGAAUAAACGAGUUUAUAUUUUUUUCGACCCUUCAAA
Messenger RNA from Bacillus rossius redtenbacheri, 1086 nucleotides. RefSeq lists its product as uncharacterized. The record is from RefSeq and is a predicted model, not a curated record. NCBI's taxonomy places the organism in Eukaryota, Metazoa, Arthropoda, Insecta, Phasmatodea, Bacillidae. The transcript has 3 exons. The coding region runs from base 227 to 850 and encodes 207 amino acids.